UUCUUCAAGAAGGAACGUCUUGUCACCCACCUCAACCCACUGCCGCUGCUGAUUCCGGCCAAUACCCACACUUCCUUCUGCCUCCUCCUCACUCAAUUCAUUCUGCAACUUCAAUCAUUUCAUCAUUUUCAUCUUUCUUUUUCCCCAUAUUUUUUGCUAAAGCAUCAAGAAUUGCAAGCUGUCGACCUUCUUGAAUCCAACUGCAGUAGAAAUAGAAACCCUCUAUUCUUCACUCUUUCUAGCAAGAGAAAGAGAGAUCUUCGCUUGAUUUUGAGCUGUAGAUGACCUGGUUUCAUGCUUUGUCUUUAGGGUUUCAUUUUUCUCCAACUGUUUCUUGAAUUUUUCGAAAAGGGUUUCUUCUCUGAGUAUUUGUUUUGUCAAUUUACGCAUCUGGAAAUGGAGGAGUACAACAAUCAUCAUCAUCAGCUGAGUGAAAACGCGAGUUCCAGGGGGAGUGGGUUUCCGUACGCGGGUCCAGUUCUUGCACCGAGCUCUUCUGUGUAUGCGAGAACGAGUAGUGGGUCCAGCAAUCACCAUGGUCAGUUGCCGAUGAACAGCUUUCAUCUUCAAUCUGGUGAUUGUUAUGAUCAAUCUCAAGGGCAGCAGCAUCAUCCCGUUGUGAAAACUGAAGCUGGGAGUUCACAGAAUCAUAAUUCUCCCAGGUUUUACUAUUACCAGAAUGUUCAAGAUCAUCAUCAUCAUCAUAGUCAUGAUCACAGGAGACAGGAAAGUGAUCAGGCUCCCGGCGAGGUUGAUGCUAUAAAAGCCAAGAUUAUUGCCCAUCCUCAGUAUUCCAACCUUUUGGAAGCUUACAUGGAUUGUCAGAAGGUGGGAGCUCCGCCGGAGGUGGUGGCGCGGCUGACGGCUGUCCGGCAAGAGUUUGAGGCGAGGCAGCGAGCUACGGUGGCCUCCAGAGAUGAUUCAAAGGAUCCGGAACUCGAUCAGUUCAUGGAAGCUUACUGUGAUAUGCUGGUGAAGUAUCGAGAGGAGCUUACGAGGCCUUUACAAGAAGCCAUGGAGUUCAUGCGACGGAUAGAAACACAACUCAACAUGCUCACCAGUGAUCCUGUCCGGAUCUUCAACUCUGAGAAGUGUGAGGGUGUUGGUUCAUCCGAAGACGACCAAGAUAAUAGUGGUGGAGAAACAGCACUUCCUGAGAUUGAUCCACGAGCUGAAGACCGGGAGCUGAAAAACCACCUCUUGAAGAAGUAUAGUGGAUAUCUGAGUAGUCUCAAGCAAGAGCUCUCCAAGAAAAAGAAGAAAGGGAAGCUGCCCAAAGAUGCUCGUCAGAAACUACUCAGCUGGUGGGAAUUACAUUACAAGUGGCCAUAUCCAUCGGAGUCGGAGAAGGUAGCGUUGGCCGAAUCAACUGGACUAGACCAGAAACAAAUAAAUAACUGGUUCAUAAACCAAAGGAAACGGCACUGGAAGCCCUCGGAAGACAUGCAAUUCAUGGUGAUGGAUGGCCUGCAUCCACAAAGCGCAGCCCUCUACAUGGAAGGUCAUUACAUGGGCGAAGGUCCUUACCGGCUGGGGCCAUGAUGCAUGGCCCUGCACAUUAAGAUAAUUGACAAAGGUCUUUAAUUAGGCCAGGGCCUGCAUCCCUGGAUAUGGAGAGUCACCGACAAUCGACUAUGUAUUCCAGCAAUUAAACUUUGUCAAGAAAGGAGCAAGUACGACGAGUCCUAUUCUCACGGAUUGCUUGAACAUCUACACUGAUUCCAAUUGUUGAAAAAAAGGGUAACAUUUUGACAGCUCAAGCUCAUAGUUGCAACUGUCGUAAUCAUAAAGUUUCGUUUCCAUAAGCUAUAUAUUGGCAGCGUAUAGAAAAUCGUUCAAUAUCUGCCCGUGCAAUUACUUGGUUAAGUCGUCGUGCUUUUGAUCAUAAUUUGGAAAAUUAUCUGAAAGUGUAACUGUUUUUUGUUUCCAUGAAGUGUGGCCAACAAGUGUGUGAAAGUAUGUAGCAUAAUUAGUUAGUGUUGAAGGAUUUUUGUUAUAGUUGAAUGAAUAUUGUAUGAAUUGCUUCUUAGUGAGAUGUUCAUUUUA
Sesamum indicum (sesame) is the source of this 2046-nucleotide messenger RNA. Its product is annotated as homeotic protein knotted-1. Gene Ontology annotation, molecular function: DNA-binding transcription factor activity, RNA polymerase II-specific; DNA binding. NCBI's taxonomy places the organism in Eukaryota, Viridiplantae, Streptophyta, Magnoliopsida, Lamiales, Pedaliaceae. Gene Ontology annotation, cellular component: nucleus. The record is from RefSeq and is a predicted model, not a curated record. Gene Ontology annotation, biological process: regulation of DNA-templated transcription.